AUGAUACUCAUUGUCGUCGAUUUCAACUUUCAUGUUGUGACUUGUGCUUCACUUCAUUUUGGGGAAAUUCGACCUGGUGCUUUAAGGGGAAAUCACAGACAUCAUACUUGUAAUGAGACACUUGUCAUUUGGGGUGCUAAAACAAAAUAUAGGUUGGAGAACAGCCAAGUAGUUGGUAAAGGUUAUGCUGAAGUGAUAAUUGAUGCAGACGAGGUUGCUGUUGCAGCUAGCCCAAGCGGAACUGCCCAUGCUUUAGUAAACGUGGAUCCAAUACGAAGUUCAUACUUUAUAGGGUGCCAAGACAGUAUUGUAAAUUAUAGCAACUCAUCUACUGAUUUUAAUGUUUGGAAAGAUCUUUAAGCUUUAUUUUUUGCAAGUUUUGCUUGGUUUCCCUUUCCAGUCUGACAUGCUUCAUUUUUUUUUUAAAUUGCCCAAUAGGUGACUACUGUACUAGGGCAUUCCAAG
Messenger RNA from Quercus lobata, 465 nucleotides. RefSeq lists its product as uncharacterized. NCBI's taxonomy places the organism in Eukaryota, Viridiplantae, Streptophyta, Magnoliopsida, Fagales, Fagaceae. The transcript has 3 exons. The coding region runs from base 1 to 360 and encodes 119 amino acids. The record is from RefSeq and is a predicted model, not a curated record. Gene Ontology annotation, cellular component: endosome; trans-Golgi network.